AUGCUGUUUGUCGUCAAUAAUGCAAAAUUCCCAGCUCGUACUCUUCUACUCCCUUUCAAGAGAGCUCUUUCCACGCAACCAACAUUCUUGCCAAAAUACAAAUUCAGUGCACACGCUCGCGAGACUCAGACUCUCACCAGCCUAUAUCAACGUCAUCCGCGGUUCCUUUCCAGUCAAAAUCUCAUCGUCCCAAUGUCUGCAAACUCCCUCAUUGACGCUUUCAAAGCCAACAAGACGACCUUUGGAACAUUCGUAACCAACGGAGGAUUCUAUCACGCUCGAACAGUCGUUCAAUCCAGCCCAGAUCUUGCUUGGAUAGUUAUUGACUGUGAACAUGGAUUGACGGCGUUGACCCCUGGAGUAGCUGAUCAAGUUGCCGCUAUCCAAGCUGAAGGCGUACCUGCUUUGGUCAGGGUACCGGCGACGGGAGUAAGUUCGGGUACGAGUUGGCAGAUAAAGUAUUGUUUGGAUGCUGGUGCGAAAGGUGUCAUCGUACCAAUGGUUUCAACUCCAGAGAAGGCCGCAGAAGCUGCGUCAGACUGUCGUUUCCCUCCAGUCGGCAGGAGAGGUUUUGGGAGCGCGUACGGCCACACGAGCUGGAACAUGUCGGUUCAAGACUAUUUGGCCAAAGCCAACGACAACGUACUGUGCAUAGUGCAAAUAGAGACGAAGGAAGGCAUCGAGAACCUCGAGAAGAUCGCAGCUGUGGAUGGCGUUGGUACGUGUGGUUGCCCGUCGGCAUCAGGCUUGUGA
Marasmius oreades (fairy-ring Marasmius) is the source of this 753-nucleotide messenger RNA. RefSeq lists its product as uncharacterized. Bases 1 to 753 code for a protein of 250 amino acids. The record is from RefSeq and is a predicted model, not a curated record. Gene Ontology annotation, cellular component: cytoplasm. The transcript is spliced from 3 exons. NCBI's taxonomy places the organism in Eukaryota, Fungi, Basidiomycota, Agaricomycetes, Agaricales, Marasmiaceae. Gene Ontology annotation, molecular function: aldehyde-lyase activity.